Molecule: messenger RNA, 4348 nt
Organism: Aethina tumida (small hive beetle)
Lineage: Eukaryota; Metazoa; Arthropoda; Insecta; Coleoptera; Nitidulidae
Gene: Mbs
Product: protein phosphatase 1 regulatory subunit 12A-like
Exons: 20
Coding region: 277-3114 (945 amino acids)
Biological process (GO): signal transduction
Cellular component (GO): cytoplasm
Molecular function (GO): enzyme inhibitor activity; phosphatase regulator activity; protein kinase binding
Source: RefSeq, a predicted model, not a curated record
GUGUAUUUAUUGUGAAACAUUGACAAUUAUUAAUAAUGUAUCAAUUUAGGGUGUGUUAAAUAGAUGUACAGAUAAAGGGACGGUGUUUAUAUGAUACUUUAAUUAAAGUAAAGAAUAAUAAGUGAGAUUUUUUUAUAAUAUUUACAAGUAGUGCGGAUGAAGGUUAUCGGCGGCAGAUGUCGCUCGCGCGUCCCUAUUUUACCAACCGCACCCUCAGCCAAACAGAAAAAGAAUUUGGUUACAAUCGUGAUGGUGGCCAUAGUGUCUUAAAUAACCAUGUCGCUGGAGACCCGGUCGAAUUCAGCGCUCUUCAAGAGGGCCGAACAGCUGAAGCGUUGGGAGGAAUCGGACACGAACCGCGAGCCGCCCGUGCCCAAACAGAAGUCGCGCAAGAUUAAGUUCUCGUCCGGAUGCGUGUUCCUGGCCGCCUGCGCCUCCGGGGACAAGGACGAGGUGCUGGGGCUGUUGCAGAAGGGCGCCGACAUCGACACGGCCAAUGUGGACGGGCUGACCGCCCUGCAUCAGGCAUGCAUCGACGACAACCUCGACAUGGUCGAGUUUCUGGUCGAGCACGGGGCGGACGUGAACCGCGGCGACAACGAGGGCUGGACGCCGCUGCACGCCACCUCCAGCUGCGGCUUCCUCUACAUCGCCAAAUACCUGGUGGAGAAGGGCGCGAACGUCGCCGCCGUCAACAACGACGGCGAGCUCGCGAUCGACAUCGCAGAGGAUGAUCGCAUGAAGAACCUGCUGCAGGACGAGGUCGACAAAAGAGGUAUCGACUGUGAUGCGGCCCGCAACGAGGAGGAACGCAUCAUGCUGCGGGACGCGAAAGAAUGGCUGGCGACGAAGAGUUCACAGGUAAACCACGCACACCCCAAACACGGCGCCACACCAUUGCACGUGGCCAGUGCCAAAGGAUAUUCGGACGUCAUCAAGAUUCUGCUCCAGUGCGGUGCGGACGUGGACGCACAGGACGUGGACGGAUGGACGGCGAUGCACGCGGCCGCCCACUGGGGCCAAGAGGAGGCGUGCCAGCUGCUGGCCGAGGGACUGGCCGACCUGGACGCCAAAAAUUUCGUCGGACAGACGCCGUUCGACGUGUCGGACACGGACAUGUUCCGCUUCCUCGAGGAGCUGAAGAAGAAGCAGAACGCGGACGAGGUGAUGAACAGGCGGCAGGCCAAGAAGCGGGCCGAGACCCGCGCCUCCGACGCCGAAACGCCGACCAAGCUCAAGAAGGUGGAGGUGGAGAUCACCGGCGCCGACGAUUCCGCUCCAAUCAAGAAGAAUGACGAGAACGUCGAAAUGGACGUGACAAGCGAAAGUGAGUCGGAAUCGGAAACGGAGACUAGCAGCUCGGAAUCAGAGUCGAGCAGUAGUGAAGAUGAGAAAAAGAACGGCGUGAACGUUUUAACCGACACGGUACACAACAACGUGGACACCAUAACCAGACUGCCGCCCACAGGCCAAAAACAAAUCGUGGAGAACAACGCCGAGGAGACGCCGGCUUGGAGGAAAGGUCUGAACAAAAACAAACCGGAAAGUCCCACCAAAACUGCCAGUUUCGUUGUGAAAAACAACGGCGACACAGACGAAGUGACGCUGAGGAGGAGCAACAGUCUGGGCGAGGAGAAGUCCUAUACGAGAAAUAAGACGCUGCAUGAACGCAUUCAGGCAUAUAAAAAUAAAAGCGAUAUCAUUCCUUAUUCCAAACGACCUAACUCCGACACUAUCCUUAUUUUUAAACCAAAGGUCGACAGUAAGGAAGAGAAAUCGGACUCCCAGAACUCCGUGAGCACCACAACCAGUACAACGUCGACGCCGAGCAAAACGUCGCCAGCUUCUAGUCCAGUACCUGCCGCAGCCCAGACUCUCAGAAGCGGCUUGAAACUGCCGAUCGGCAAAGAGGCCACGCCCUCCACCCCGACGACGACAACGUCGACCACGCCCACCACGCCGACAACGCCCGGCGGCACCCGAUUGCAGAUGUUCAAGAACUUCUUCAAGUCGUUCGUGCCACCGGUGAGAGAUGAGGAGAGCGAGACGCAGAGGAAGGCCCAUGCGAAACGCGUACGCGAAACGAGGCGGUCUACACAGGGCGUCACGCUGGAGGAGAUCAAGUCGGCCGAGCAGUACGUCAAGAAGAGCCAGACGAACAACAACAAAACAGACACAUCGUCGGGCCCGAACGGCGACGCGAACGGCGGCGGAUCGACGCAGACGGUGACCGCGACGAUCACGACGGCCGCACCCACCGUACCGACGACGAGGGACAGCGCGGACGAGGCGGCUGCCGCCGCGGCGGCCGCCGCCACCCACGAGCGUCGGCCCUCGUGGCGGCUGCGCGUCGACAACGGCACCUGCAAAUUCAAGCUGGAGGACGCCACAAAGCCGGCGGAACCCCCGAGCACGCCCUCAUUCGUGAGACGUGCUGCCGCCGCCACGGGGGGCGGCGGCCAACGGCCUACGUCGGCGCCAGUCGAAACGGCCGACGCCACCGUCACGUUGCCGCUGCGCAGACCGAAGAGCCUAGAAGAGAAAGAUCAGGACAAAGAAAACGACGUGCGAAACGCUCAAGCCACUCUGGCCACCCAGGCGGCCAUCCAGCGAAGGAGGCGACCGAAACGACGGUCCACCGGAGUUGUAAACUUCGACAAUGUGGAUGACUGCGACCAAGACAAAGAGUCCUCCGGAGCUGGCGACUAUGAUGAUCUCAAGAUCAACCACCAAGAGAGUGGCGUAGAGAGGAACAGCAGAUCGCGCACCGGCAGCAACAGCGACAUCCGCAACGAGAAUGGAGAGAUAGACUACAAGAAACUGUACGAGCAACAGCUGGCCGAGAACGACCGUCUCAAGGACAAGCUGAAGAAGUCCGAGGAGGAGUUGCGCGAGACCAAACAGACACUGGAGAAAAUCAACCUCGUCACCAGUAAAAACUCUCUGUCGGAACUGGAGAAGCGGGAACGGCGAGCGAUGGAACGGAAACUGAGCGAAAUGGAGGAGGAACUGAAGCAAUUGCAAAAAUUGAAGGCCGACAACGAGCGAUUAAAGGCCGAUAAUCGAUCGCUCACACGUGUCAUCAACAAACUUACCAACUCUGCGAAAAAAUAGCACCUGGAGACACUGAAGUCUGAAAACCAGAGGCUGAAGGACGAGAACGGAGCGCUGAUAAGAGUCAUCAGUAAACUGUCGAAGUGAAUGUUUUAAGUUCAGUUAGUUAAGUUUUAAUUUGAUGUACGCCGAGAGAGGAAGCGUUUAUUUAUUUAUUUAUCGAACAUUGAAAAAGCACUUUGUUGUAACCAAGUAUUACUGUUAGUUUCUUUUUUUUAUUUAUUUAACAUGUGCAUCAGUUGUUAGUAAUUUAUAUGUUUACUUGUGCAUAUGAUUGUGUCCAUUUAUUACAGAUUUAAGUAAGGAAAAUGUCAGUCUGUCUCUCUGUGUUAAUUGGACAAUAUGAAGUUUAUUGACUGUGUGAUAUAUUUGCUCCUUGUGUUUAAUUUUACUAUUAAUUAAUAAUAAAUAAUCCGUUUGUUCAACUUGAUAGUUUUUAAAAUAGUUUAUAUGAUAAAAAGACACCAACGUAACCAGUUCUACAAUACAAAUCAAACUAUAUACAUAUACUGCAUACAUGUCAAUUUUUGAAUGAUAUUUUUUGUAAAAAUUUUAUUGUAUUAUACAAUUGUAUCUAAUUAUAGUAUAUUUGUGAAUAACUUGUCAUAUUAACAAUAAUUGUGAUUUUAAUGUAUCUAAAUUUUUUAUUUGUAAGACCUCCACAGCCUUAUUAAUAGUAAAAUUGUUUAGUUGACUUUUAUGAAUUUUUAAUCUAGUCCAAAAAACCCAUUUGCGACUUAUUAACUAAAUUUCUUUUAAAAUAACUUUUGUUGUAUACAACACAAAAGUGUAUAAAGGUGCUGAUUAAUACGAAUAUAACCCUUGUUAUAACCUUUAUCUAUUUUUUAAUUAAAAUUAUAUGCAUCAUUUUGAUCUUUCUCAACUUUAAUUGGACGUAAAGUCAUCGAUUAGUUACUUAAUUUAAAUUGACGAAGCGUAAUAACGUGUUAAAUAAAUGCAUAUGUGAUAAAGGUUAAUAAAAAAACUGUUAAUAAAUUCUAUUUAUUUUAUAUUUGUUUAUAAAUAAAAAGUCUUGUAUAUAUUACGUUCAAAUGCAGUUUAAUGUUGUUUCAUCGAACUUGUGCCUUGCUUUCCAUUAUAUAUAUAUAAAUAUGUUAUUUUGUAGUUUUUGUGUAAUUUAUUCCUUGUAUUUAUUGUUUUUAGAAGCUCCAAAUCCUUGUGUAUAGUCAUUUUAUAGCUGAUUCUAUAAUAAAAUAUUACGUGUAAUUUUUCA